UUCAUCACAGAAGCAUAAAUCAUCGAAAAUGGCCCGCACCAAGCAGACUGCCCGCAAGUCCACCGGCGGCAAGGCACCCCGCAAGCAGCUGGCCACCAAGGCCGCUCGCAAGACCCCCGCCACCGGCGGUGUGAAGAAGCCUCACCGCUACCGCCCCGGUACCGUGGCGCUGCGCGAGAUCCGCAAGUACCAGAAGUCGACUGAGCUGCUGAUCCGCAAGCUGCCGUUCCAGCGCCUGGUGCGUGAGAUUGCCCAGGACUUCAAGACCGACCUGCGCUUCCAGAGCCAGGCCGUGCUGGCGCUGCAGGAGGCCGCCGAGGCCUACCUGGUGGGCCUGUUCGAGGACACCAACCUGUGCGCCAUCCACGCCAAGCGUGUGACGAUCAUGCCCAAGGACAUCCAGCUGGCCCGCCGCAUCCGUGGCGAGCGCGCGUAAGCGUGCUGCCCAGACCGUCAGGUUUGCGCCUUGCAGGGGUGGUGCUCUACCACUCAACAAAACUCGGUGUUUCUCAACACCACCUAAGCAACGGCACAGGAUAUGUAUUUGAAUGCGUGUGGAUCUGUUGUCUGAUUGUAUCAGCAUAGCGUGAUGGACCUUUAUCUCACGGGAAGGGUGCGGUUCACACGGCAGCGCAGGCGUGAAGACUCCCUGUGUCAGUAGCCGGUAGUGCAAAAUCAAGCAAUCUGGAAUCUUUUACAUGGCGCAAGUGCAGGACGGCCUAUCCUUGUAGGGAGCGGGGGCAAGGAUACCUACCAUAUGACCCUGGCAGGUGGCCGAGCAGGUGUUGUCCAGAUACCGUUGAUCGCCCGCGCUUGGUGGGCCACUUGUUUGCAGCUAAGACCAAGGCACGGCAGAGCUGUGUUACCUUUGCGUGCCGUGUGCCGUUGAAGGGGGUUCCGUCCUGAGUAUGUCGUCUGUGCUCGUUACCCCAGCCCAUCGUUGCCGGCCGUGGGUCCGUUGAGUUUGGCGCGCUCAGCGCGCGCCACCAGGGGUUGUAGGGAUGUGCGAUGGGACAGUGUCAAGGCAGGUUGGUGAAGUCCCGCAGGGUGCAGCUAAUUCCCAGAACCCAGAAGAUGGCAAACAAUUUGCAACGGCAGGGCAGGAGUGCGCGGCUGGUCGAACGCCGGAGUUACUGUACCGAAAGGUUGCUGGCUGGCUGGAAGUUUGCUGAUGCGCAUUGCUCACGCCCGGGCUCCCGGCCAGGCGAUAGCACCACACAGACAAACCGCAACGCCACACUCGCGAUGCAGAGCCGCAGCGCACCUGCGGAAGGUGACCAGCGGAUGAGCAACAAGGCACCCACAGAGAAAAUGCGAACAGAAUGCACCAAAGCAAUGGCCGGGCGACAGUAUGACAAGCAGGGGCAAAAACAGGGGUUGUAGGGAUGAAGGUGCAGCGCGUGCUGGCGUGAAUGAGGCCGUUGGUCGCGCCCAGCGCCACCAUGUGGCCACCAUGCAGUCCGUUGGCGUGCCUGAAGACGGCGUGAGCGGCAGGGAGACAGCAAGCCAGCAGCAGUGGCAGCAGUGGUGGCGGUCGCCCGACUCGACCCGUUCGUGAUGCGUGUGGGAGUUCGCCCUGGGAGGUGGCUCUGCGAACGUCACGACCUGGCCACAAACUUCACACACUCCCCUGCUCUCCCUUCAAUAUCAAGUGGGUCGCCUUACUUCUUACCUGUUAACGCUCACCGACUUCCGUUGGUGGCGCCGAUAGAAAGAAAGCAGGUCAUAACACGUGGCGGAUCCGAAGGAUGGACCCGGACAGUGCACCCGGUACGCCGGGACACCGGCACUCGCGUGCAGGGCGUGGCGUUGCCCGCCACAACCCAGCUACGAAUUAUUAUCUGAUUUUGCAUUAGGUCACGACAAAGGCUCAGCGGCUCGACUGUCUCAGCUGACUCGAUUGUCCAUUCGAGUGAGCCACGGUGUGAAGAGCGGUUAUGAAACCGUCGCAACCUGAACUGCGCUGUGCGGGGAAGCUGUAAGUGCGCUCUCGCGGGGAUACCACCGGGGAUGUGAUAAGGUGUAAUUGUUACAAUAA
Chlamydomonas reinhardtii is the source of this 2038-nucleotide messenger RNA. RefSeq lists its product as uncharacterized. Lineage: Eukaryota; Viridiplantae; Chlorophyta; Chlorophyceae; Chlamydomonadales; Chlamydomonadaceae. Gene Ontology annotation, molecular function: protein heterodimerization activity; DNA binding; structural constituent of chromatin. The transcript has a single exon. Gene Ontology annotation, cellular component: nucleosome. The coding region runs from base 29 to 436 and encodes 135 amino acids. The record is from RefSeq and is a predicted model, not a curated record.